CAUCUCCUAUAUCUUUGGUGGGUAAGUCGGACCCAUUUCACUGCGACACCUGCUUUAUUCUGUCCACCAUUAACAACGGACGGACCUGUCAGAAAAGAACGAAUGAGCAAAGACAGGUCUGGACCAGAACAUCCGUCUAUCGCUCACCAUGAAACAGGGUGGUCUCGUGGACGACACGGAGGAUGUGGAGUUGGAUUUCAGUACCGAGGAGGAGGAGCAGAGAGCGCUCAGGGGAGCAAAGAUCCGACACCCCCUCGCCUCCUUCCUGCACCUGUUCUUCCGAGUGGCUGCCAUAGUAACCUACCUGCUCUGUGAUUGGUUCACCAAGAGCUUUACUUCCUGCUUCAUUAUGAUCAUCACUUUGCUGUCCUGUGACUUCUGGUCCGUUAAGAAUGUGACAGGCAGGUUGUUGGUGGGUCUGCGAUGGUGGAACCAGAUCGACGAGGAUGGGAGGAGCCUCUGGGUGUUUGAGGACAGCAAGUCCUCUCCCCAGGCCGGUGGUACGGAGGUGGAGGCCAGGAUCUUCUGGUCGGGUCUGAUCAUCUGUCCUCUCAUCUGGACCGGCUUCUUCUUCACCACCCUGUUCUGCCUGAACACAGACUGGCUGGUGUUGGUGGUAGCCAGUAUCUCUCUCCAGGGGGCUAAUCUCUAUGGUUACCUGCGCUGCAAGAACGGCGGACAGGAAGUCCCGCCCACAUCCCCUUCCUCCUUCCUGCAGGGACAGCACUUCCUCCAGCGG
Molecule: messenger RNA, 739 nt
Organism: Oncorhynchus masou masou (cherry salmon)
Lineage: Eukaryota; Metazoa; Chordata; Actinopteri; Salmoniformes; Salmonidae
Product: Golgi apparatus membrane protein TVP23 homolog A-like
Exons: 6
Biological process (GO): vesicle-mediated transport; protein secretion
Cellular component (GO): Golgi membrane
Source: RefSeq, a predicted model, not a curated record